Molecule: messenger RNA, 2602 nt
Organism: Oppiella nova
Lineage: Eukaryota; Metazoa; Arthropoda; Arachnida; Sarcoptiformes; Oppiidae
Source: the annotation of a GenBank genome assembly
AUGGAGUUGCCGUCGGAAAAGAUUUUGAGAAACUCAUUAAAAUCUUUAGUCCAAAAUAAGACACUGUUUUAUGACAUUCAAAACGAUUGUUUCACUGCUACCUCCCAUCCCUAUCCGUUUGAGAACUCGUUGGAAGACAUGGAGAGUCUCUCCCUUAAGACUCAACACCUCUUGACGGGCGAGGAAGCGUUCACCAGAUUGUAUGGAAAGCCACCACAAUAUGGCUCUGAGGGCAGCUCUCACAGCAAGAAGUCGUGGCCAACGAAGCCAGACAUCGACGACAUGUACCGCAAGAGAAACUCUUUGGCUUCAACCGAGAACUCGUUCACACAUAAGACACAUAACUAUUUGCAUAACAAAAGCCAAACGCAAACCAAUUCACCGCUGAGACGAAGCGCUUCCCUAAGACUCGAGUCAAACAAAUCCAUGAAUCAAAUCCCAAAUGAGACCAGAAAUACAUCGUUCAAAAGGAGUCGAUCAUUCAAAAUGCACCGAAAAAAGCACGACAUCUUUGAGCCGUCGAGCACUCUGGAGUCGACCAGUACUUCCACUUCUGAGUCCACUUCAGCCGAGAGUUAUAAAAGCAAAAGCGAUUCCAACAGAAAGCAAUCAGUUUUGAGUAAAUUCUUACGACUGGGCACUUCUGGAGGCAAUGUCUCGAAAGCCAAACCUCUGGCCUCAAAGUCAGCCAAUUUUUCGGCACAAUUCCCAGAAAUGAAUGGCGCGAUCGUUGCAUACAAUGAUACGACACAUACAAAGUCGACGGCCACUCAGACAGUGAAGUGCGGACCUGAGGACUACGCCACUGUCAUCAUAAAACAGGCCAGUCGUCACGCAUUAGCCAAAAGUGGUUCCCAAACCCAAAGCCAAAGUCAGUCUCAAAAGCAUAAUAAUAAAGACAACGACUGCAGGAAUAUUCGGUGUCAUUGUAUGGAUAGAGAGCUCACUAAUGGCACUAAUGGUAAGCAUUCUCGGGUUAAUAAGUCAUUACAGAAAUGCAAAUAUGCCAACAAAUUAGAGACACAAUCGCCGACCACUCCUAUCGCUUCCAUCACUGCCAUGAGUCCCAUGAAUGCAAUCACUGGGAUCUCUACCCCUAUUGAUGAAUGCCUGCUCUGUAAUUGCAAUCCGGAAACCCAUAAAAUUGAUUCUAAUAGACAGGACUUAACAAACAAUAAUUAUUGGUCUAAAGCUAAUCAGCAGUUUCUCAGACAAUUCAAUGGCUCGAAUGGAUUUGAUUAUAAGAAGACUAUUAAACCAAAUGAUGGAUUAAGUAGUAAUUGUGAUCAUAGGACCACCACUUCACCACUUUAUAUGAGAAGUUCCAGUUUUCGCGAGCAUAAAGCCGCGGAUGAAGUGCCUGAGGAUAGAUCCAAAAGCUAUCCAAUACAUCCGACACCGAAAUUUACUGCCAGUCCUCAUACAACAACAACUCGUUUCAACAACUCUAUAAAUCUCAUUGAAAGGCCUAAAGAUAAUAGAGAUAAUAAAAGCCAAUUAUUGAAUACACGUCUGGAUUCGCAUAAUGACUGCCAAAACAAAUUCACACAGAAUUUCCCAUCGAAUCCUCGCCAAUGCAACGAUAAUAAUAUCUAUAAUCAUAACAAUUAUUGUGUCGAUAACUCAUUGAACGUAAGGCUAGAGAUCGGGUCGACCGCCACCACUAACAUCGAGAACGGCGAUCACACCGGAGAUGAUCAUACAGAUGAUCAUACAGUGACCCAAACCACACACGCAAACGCCACCAAAAUAGUCAACUCUAUCAAUACGAAUAUUCACUCCACGGUCGCCACUGAUGACCAAAUGGAUCCCAAGCACCCGAUCCUCUCAUCGGCCACCACUGUCACCACGACUAUGACAUUACCUAAUAUUUACUCGACUAAUGACAACAAUAAUGAUAUCACUUUCGACACCAAUAUCUUGGACUGGAUUCACACGCCUGACGACGCGGCCGCUCGACUCAAAGACAUGAAACUGUGUAACGAAGACAAUCGCAGGUCUAAUCAUCUGAUGAACAAACAAAACAAUGUGUUGAGCGAUAUCAAGAUCAAUUCAGUGCCACACCUGAGUCCCAUUCGUCAGCGAGUGGCGAAAGCGAAGGCAGAGUUCUUCAACUCCGUGGGUCCUAAGACUCCGGUGCCGGUCACUAACCUCUUGAUUGAAAAACCCCGUCCUUUCAGUUGCAUCCGACCCCUCACCCAACACAACGUCUACUCCUACUACUUACCACUCAAUGGAUGCGUCAGUUAUUAUGCCUUUUCAUUGCACUCUUCACUCCCCGGCGGACUCUUUCGCCUUCUGCCCAACAGUGGCGUCCGAGUUGUCAAUUGUCUUCUAUUCAAUUCCCACAUCGGAAUCGGUGUCUAUCUAUACAUGAGUCGACACAUGCGGGCCCUCCCUCUCUAUAACCGAAUAAUGUUCUCAGCCUUCGGUUCCGUAAUCUUCAACUUCGGGUCCAUUUUAUUCUGCGCGGCCACCAAAGCACUCCUACCGGACAGGACAUGGCUUCGGGUGCUGUUCUCACUGAUCACAUCCUAUGGCUUCUUAACCAUCGCUAAAGAAUACGUGCAAACAAUAAACAGUUUUGUUUCGUAGAAAUUAA